Solenopsis invicta (red fire ant) is the source of this 2082-nucleotide messenger RNA. RefSeq lists its product as uncharacterized. The record is from RefSeq and is a predicted model, not a curated record. Bases 519 to 1526 code for a protein of 335 amino acids. Lineage: Eukaryota; Metazoa; Arthropoda; Insecta; Hymenoptera; Formicidae. The transcript is spliced from 8 exons.
GAUCAACCAUAUCAAUCGAAAGAGGAGAUUACAAACUUUUUUUACGUCUUGAUCCGAACCUCCUAUCUUAUUCCGUCUUCACACAGCAAGCGUUCGAAGCUUCAAAUGAGAUCUCUCAGACUCACUUACUUAACUCACUUGUUUAAGAGUUAAACUUUCAAAUUUUAGCAUAUCUUUAAUAUUUACAUAAAUCUUUUGCAUUAAUAUAAUUAAUUUUAUAACUUAAAAUUUGCAAUUUAAUAUUUUUUAAAAUUAUAAUAUAAUACUAUCUUUCAUAAUGUUAGCUCACCCUCCCUAAUAAUUGUAGAAACUUUUUUAUACAUUAAGAUGAAUAGACAUUUAGUAUCCGUGACUAAAAAUAAUUAAAUAUUCAAAUAAUUAUUGAGUACACUAUUUUUAUUACACUGAAAUAUUGCUAUAAUAUAAAUUAAAACAAAAUUUGAUUCAAUUAAACAUCAAACAAGCUGUCACUAUGUGCUGUUGUGGUUUAGAUUGUGGUGCGAUUGUCUGUAUACAAAAUGUGGCUUACUGCGCAAGGCGGAAUAUUCCCCUCAUUAUUGGUCAAGAAUUUUUGCAAAGGGAAGAUCUCUUCAAAGUUCCGUGUUCAUCAUCCUUAUUUGAUAUUCAUUCUGUGCAUUCCUUAUCUGACUUUAAAUCACGGCCGCUGGAAAACAUUGCGAAAAAAUAUGUCAAAUUGCCAAUCGAAAAUGACAAAUUUGUUGUCUUUCCUAUCCUUCAUUCCAACAUGUAAUUUUCACAUCCCUUAUUCCUUUGUGCAUAGAAUGACCGACAAGGAAAAGAAAUAUGUUGUUGUCGAAUUUGAAGAUGGUGUCCGAAUCGUUCCCAUUACUUGGUUAAGUACUGAUUUACAAAGAUCCAAAUGGCCUAAAAAAUAUACCACUAAUAAGAGAUAUGACAGAGCGAUUAAAACUAUGGAGGAACCAGAUGACACAUGGGACGAACAUCGUGUUAUUAAAAUAUAUGCUACAUGUUCCGAUUAUACAACAGUACGAGAGAAAUUAAAGUGGUCAGAGCGAUUGUUAGAUAUAAAUUCGUGCACUGAUGAAGCGGACGUGUAUAAAAAGUCCCGAAAAUUUAGAGCAGCUAAAGAACAUAAAUUAAGUUUUUAUGAUUAUUCUGAUGAUGAAGACGGCGAUUCUGACGAAGAAGUCAUAUUAAAUCCUCCAAAACCUUCAAUUUGCAAGCAGACAAAUAUUUGUAAAGAGACAGCGAAAAAAAAUACUCAUACAUAUAAAGAUACAAAAAAUGUUAAAAAUUUUGAUACAUUUGGAACAAAAUCAGCAAAUAUUGCAUCUUGCAGUACCUAUUACGUUGAAGAAGACAAUUUUCAAACUUUACAACGCAGUGCGAUUUUAAAUGUUAAAUCUCAUGAGAAAAAUGUUCGACGUAGUCCUACAAAUUUGGAUUUAAAUACUAACCGAGUUUCACAAUACAGUGCACUUUUGAAGUCUCGUGACGAAAAUGUCCGACGUAGUCUUACAAAAAUUGUAACAAAGAUUUUAUAAGUAAUUACGUCUCGCAUCAUACAAAUUUAGAUGUAACUUCUGACCAAGAUGCUCAAUUUGCAGAAGAUUUGGAUGUUGAACAUUUUCAGUGUAAAAAUCUUCCCGAUAACCGAAUCUUGAAUUAUACUGGGGGAUAUGAUUUUGAGCGAUAUGUUAUUAAAAAAUUCCAGCAUUUGGAAAUCAAAAUAAGCAACGUUCUAAAAAAAAAACCAAAAAAUUCUUGAUAAACUGUCUAAUACAGCUAAACCAGAAGAAAAGAAAAAAAUUGAUAUUUUCAAACAUCUGCCUGUGAAAACGGAAAAUGAAUUGCAAGCUAUGGAAUCAAAACUGUCAAAUAAUGUUUCCUAUCGUACUGAAAUGAUCAAACAGUUAGCGCGCAUAAUUGGAGGGGCUUAAGACACUCGUGUCUAUCUCUGAUGAGGCAAACAAUCUCAAACGAAGUAGCUGUACUGUACAGUUGGCACGGUGCCAAAAAAAGGAAAUUUUUCGAAACUAUAUUUAUCUGAAGUAAUUUUAUGUAAGUAAAAAUACACUACUCAAAAAAAAAUAGGGAAUA